This is a messenger RNA of Penaeus monodon (black tiger shrimp), 3009 nucleotides long. Its product is annotated as cilia- and flagella-associated protein 36-like. The transcript is spliced from 6 exons. Gene Ontology annotation, cellular component: ciliary base; axoneme. The record is from RefSeq and is a predicted model, not a curated record. Bases 249 to 1190 code for a protein of 313 amino acids. NCBI's taxonomy places the organism in Eukaryota, Metazoa, Arthropoda, Malacostraca, Decapoda, Penaeidae.
GCGCAACAUUCCAGAGAAGCGAGUCCGUCGUUGGCGUUUCGCUCACGACAUUCCCGCUCCGUCAAAUCGCGGUCGUCCAGUGCGCCUUCCAGUGGUCCCCGAUCUAGUGGUCCGUCGUGGUCUCCCAGGGGCGCUAAGAUUCCUCCUCCUCCCCUUCCCCCUUAAAAAAAAAAAACAGUCUUGGCGAGAAAAUACUCUUUUGUCUUUUAGACUCGGAGAAAGAAAGAGGAGACCAGAUCGGAGCCACAAUGGGUGACGAUAACGCAUGGGUUUUUGACAGCUUAGUUGGUUUUCUGAGGGGGCCUGUCUGGAAUGUGCCAAUCCUCACCUUCAUUGAACACAAGUCUCUCAUCUUCGAGCCCGGCUGCGAAGAUGACUCCGAACACACCAAGAUCCACGAGGAAUACAAGAACCUGGUGGACUUCAUGCUGGGGUCGUACAUGGAGGACAUUGGCAUCACCCCCGACCAGUUCGAGUCGGCUUGCGGGAAAGCCUCGAUCAAGACCACGUUCCAUCAGACGCUGUUCGAGCAAGUGUGGGCGGCUGACGACUACGAGAUUUUCAAGAGAAUGAUGAUCCAGAAGAACCUCGAGCUGCAACUGCAAGCACUGGAGCUGCUGCAACAACGUUAUGGCAUCAUCCCCGAAUCUUGUAUGCCUGGCGAUGCCAUGAGUCCCGAGGAGCAAGCAGUCAUGGAGGAAGUUAUCAAGAAGUCCCUUGAGGAACACGAGGCGGUGCAGGCGAGUCUGGACGAGGAAACACGAGAUCUGGAGAAGGCGAUUGUGGAGUCGAAGUUCGAGAAGGCGAGGCUGGAGCAGGAGCGAAAUAGGGAGAGGGAGAUGCUGGAGAAGGCGCUGAAGAUGUCUUUGAAUGACACGCCGGAGGAGGAGGAGGAGGAGGAGGAGGCACCGGCGCAGGAGGAGACGCAGCAGAGCGACCAGAUUGACCCCGAGAGCAUCCGUCGCCGAGCGGAGUACCUGAAGGAGCAGAGGGACAAGCUCCUGGCACUCAAGCAGCAGGAGAGGGAGAAACAGCUCGCCGCCUUCGAGGAGUCGGCGCCGCAGAAGAGACCCAAGUCCUCCAGGGCGGCUAGGAAGGUGCUGGCUGGCUCAGACAUCGACGCCCACACGCUGCAGGUGCGGAAGGCCCUGGCGGAGCGACUGAAGGCAGAGGUCAUCGGGAACCAAUAAGCCACAUACUCCACGAGGAGGAAUUAUGUAGAUCUCCUAAGUCGCUUCCUUAAACUUCAUUGUGUUUUUUGGUUAUAUAUAUUUUUUUAGCUGUGUCUCCUUGUCUGUCAGUCUGUUUGUCUUGUGAGUUCCUAUCUCCUGUCUUUGACUCGACUGUUUGUCCGUUUCUUUUUCUUUUUUCAUCUCUCUCUCUCUCUCUCUCUCUCUCCCUUUCUCUCUCUCUCUCCGUCUGCCUGUCUACCUAUCUCUCCUCCAUUUCCCUGUAAUGGAAUUUGCAUUGAUUCAUCAUAUUAAUAUCAAAAUUUCUCAGCAUUUCCAUGGGACUAAUGAAGCGUUUGCGAUAACAUUUCCCAGUUGUCAUUUCCUUGCAAUGUUCUUUGUUCUUGUUCGCAAACGCAAAGAAUGGAGGAGUCAGUAUUGAAACAACAGUCUUGUAAUGCAAUGUUAAUGUAAGACUGAAACAGCGUGAACUACAUCGGGUCAGUGAGUGAGAAGAGUGUGAAAUAGGCACAUACAAAAAGAAGAAGAAAAAAUGUAGUUUUUUGUUUGUUCAUAAGAUGUAUACAUAAGCCUUAGGGUCAAAUCGAAGCAAGAAACAAAAAUAAUAACAACGCGCAAGAUCAAAUGCUGUUUCUCAUAUCAGUUUAACGCUUCCAAAUACUUGAUCUCUUAUACUCCAAUAGAGUCAUAGCACGUGCACACAAUCUGUCUCAUGCUUAUUAAGGAAUUCAGUCCUCCCGUCUUCUCAGUGUUUAUAAUCCGUUUUCUUUGGAGAGAAAUCAGUAAAAUGUGUUUAGGGAUCGGUAAUUAGAAAUUUCCGCGUAAAUAAAUUUGGCGCUGGUUAAGAUUCAGCUCCGGUUGACGAAGAAAAAAUCAUGACUUGAGUAGUAAUCAUCAGUAUUCAUUACUGGUAAUUGUUAUAUGAUAAUGGCAUGAUAAUAACUUGUUUGUCAUUUUAAGUGAACACGAAAAGGGCAUUUUUACUGCAGAGGUAGAGAUGGAGGAAUUUCGUUUAUCCGAACUUCAAGAAAAAAAUGAAAUAAAACCUACUCUGCAUAGCACGAGACAUUUUGUUGACUGAAUAAUUGAGGUUAUUAUAGCUAUGAGAUAUGUGAUACGAUUUCUACUCUCCCAUGCUCAUGUGCACUGCUCAAUGUGAUAAAAUAUGCUAACGAGAAUACAAAAUGGUGUAUUGCUUAGUCCUAGUCAUAAUAUUUUGUUUGCUUAGUGACCAGUAUUUUGGAAACUUUAUGCAGUCGAUUUACCAAGAUUCAGUGCCUUUAUCUUACUGCUGUUUUUUUCACCAAUAUUGGCACAGAGAUGACUUCUGGAUGGCAAAGGCCCUGCAGAUCUUAAUCCCUCAAUUGAAAGCUUUAUAAAUCGAAACUUCAGGUUGGUAAUUGUAAUUAGGGCUUUAUUUAUACGUCCAUGGCUUUGACUAUGCGCUGUGACUCUCUGUCUAUGCAUCAUUGUUGUGAUACAAUGUUAGGAAGACCAAAUAAAACGAAUGCCCAUCCCCCCUAAAACUGUGUAACUGGUGAUUGAUAUUUUUUUCUUUUAUUCAACUCGUCAGCGACACUGUUGUUCACCCAUAAGAAUAAAGAAAAAAAAAAUGUUUAAACUAAAAAAAAGGAGUGAUAUUUCCAUAUCAUAUUACCUUCACUACUGUUUUAGUUCAAUAAGGAUUUUCCAUGUGAAUUUGUUAUUGUUUGGUACAAUGAGUUAGAAUUUAGAACCACGUUUAUAUGAUAGUGUAUUGCACGUGGAUGAGUAUUUUUGCCUAAAGCACCGCGUCUGCACAAUAAACUACACGAGAAAA